Molecule: messenger RNA, 1023 nt
Organism: Dentiscutata heterogama
Lineage: Eukaryota; Fungi; Glomeromycota; Glomeromycetes; Diversisporales; Gigasporaceae
Source: the annotation of a GenBank genome assembly
AUGUCAUCAAAAUACAUCCUGGGAAUUACAUUAUUAAAUCUAAUAUUUGAAAAUUUAGUGAACGCACAAGUUCCUUCUACUGAAUCUCCUACAGGCUCUCCUACAGACCUUUACGAAGAUGAUCCUGCUGGAUUCUUAAGCGUGGUUAUCAUAGGAUUCAUCUUUGCUUUUCUCGCUUUAGCAGGAAUAUUUUUUGUGCUUAACAGAGUCUAUUAUAGGUGGACUCAUAAGCAUAAAUCUUUGUCGAUGGCCCUUAGAGUUCCCUUUUACUUGGGCAUAUUAGAUUUAGUUUUCGUAAUAAAUAAUGUUAUUAGUAUUUUUCAUCUUGCAAUAUUUCAUAACUCAAUGUCUGAUCAAGUCUGUAAAAGCGUUGCUGCUAUAUCAGUUGCAUUUACACUCUUUCAUAGGCAAAUUAUCGCUGGUAUUUCUAUCAUUACAUAUCUCAGAGUAUGUAGGCAAAAGAUUUGUGAUACUGGUAGAUAUGAUUGGAAAUUAUUUUUACCUACAUCCAUCAUUUCAAUAAUCAUUUCUGUUAUGUCAAUACCAACUUAUGGCUCUAAUAUAUAUUGGUGCGCCGCAAAAGCAGAUACAAUAAUGGUUCCAAUAUUUUCGAUUUUUUUGACUUUUUUUGUACUCUUUAUAUGUUUGUUCUGUUACGUCCAAACUAUUCGAUCUAUACGUGACAUUAAAAAACAACAAUCAUCAAUUGUUGAGAAUCGAGCUAGAAAUAGUACCUUUAAAUCACCUAUAGAUGAAGUUGAAAUUAAAGUCUCUGUAAAAGUUUUGGGUUAUAUACUUGUAUAUAUGAUACAAUGGAUUCCAGCCAUACCAUAUGAUAUAUAUUCAUUACUUGGACGUGCCAAACCUUGGGUUUAUUGUAUGGUUACUGUGGCAGUUAAUAUGGGAGUGAGUUGGACUCGUUAUGGAAAUAGUACUAAUGCUUCGUCAUAUGAACAAGUAAAUCUUAAGGAUAUGAGUGGUUCAAGUUCAAAAGAAGGCGCCAACAUUUCCGUUGAAGUUUAG